Molecule: messenger RNA, 1698 nt
Organism: Sardina pilchardus (European sardine)
Lineage: Eukaryota; Metazoa; Chordata; Actinopteri; Clupeiformes; Clupeidae
Product: tumor-associated calcium signal transducer 2-like
Exons: 10
Coding region: 99-1016 (305 amino acids)
Cellular component (GO): membrane
Source: RefSeq, a predicted model, not a curated record
AGACUAUUCAUAAACGAAGCACAGUCGGUAUCAGUCUUCACAAGUGUUCUGACUUGAGAAGUAACCUAUUUUCAAAAGAGAACUAGUGAUUUCCCAAGAUGAAGCUAUUGAUUGCACUCGCCCUGGUGACAUUCGCCGUUGGAGCCCUCUCACAAUGUACAUGUCCUAAUUCGAAGUGGGCUGUUUGUGAUGGCACUCCUUGCCAAUGUACUCUCCUUGUUGGCAGCAAUAACAAACAAACGGUGGACUGCACCAAAUUGCUCCCCAAAUGCUUCCUGAUGAAGGCCCAGAUGCAGAGGGCCAGGACUGGUAAGGAUACGCGUACUAUUGGUGGCAAACCCGUUGAGACUGCCUUCGUGGACAAUGAUGGUGUGUAUGACCCAGACUGCGAAGCUGGCGGCCAGUUCAAGGCCAGACAGUGCAACAACACAGAGGAGUGUUGGUGUGUGAACAGCGCAGGCGUGCGCAGAACCGACAAGGGCGACAAGACCAUCAAGUGCGACGAGGUGGUCGAGACCUACUGGUUGCGUAUGCAGAUGGUCCACAAGCCGCUAACUAAGGAUGUGACUAAGGAAGAGAUAAAGACUGGGAUGGAGAAUGCCAUGCUUGCCCGCUACAAGUUGGCCAAGUCCUUUGUGAAGGAUGUUGACUAUGACCCAGAGGGCCGUAUGAUUGUUGUGGAUGUCAAGAAGGAAAUCGGGGACCGUACUGAGGACCUGACUCGUGUUGGCUGGUACAUGGAGAAGGAUAUCAAGGAGCUGCCACAGUUCAACGACCAGAACAAAUUUGAGCCCAUGGUGGCAGGACAGAAGCUGGAGAUGGAGAAAGUUGUGGUCUACUAUGUGGAUGAGAAGGGACCCGAAUUCACCAUGAGGCAUCUGACUGGGGGCAUCAUCGCAGUCAUCGUGGUGGUCAUUGUGGCUGUGAUCGCAGGCCUUCUUGCUCUGUUCUUCAUGAGGAGGCGAGAGAAGCAGAGGUACAGCAAAGCCCAGGGCAGAGAGAUGGACAACAUGUAAAUGGAUGGCUUUGUGACUCCACCAAGACUAUAGGGCUCUGAGAAUGUGAGGGAGUGCAUUUUGUGGGGAUGUAGAUGUGCUGUAUUUGUUUUGUUACAUAAAUGGUAAUACAUUUUUUUUAAUCGGGAAUCUACUGUAUGCUCAGUGCCUGUUACAAUGGGUUGAAGCGAAGUACUCAAAAGCAUAGGAGUGAGUCAUGACUGUCCAUUCAGUUUUAAAUCUCAUUUGGACAUUUAGCAGCACCUUUUGUGUUCCUCUGAUGUAAAUAGUGGCUUGGAAGCAGUCAAAUCGGCACUGUGCUGUUUCCUUAAAAAAUAAUACUCUACAAUCAGUUAACCUAAAUGAUGCCUGGUGCUUGUUUUCAAAUGUCUUGUUUUGAUUUAAAAUUCCUGUUAGUGGCAUGUUGAGCUCCAAUGCUUGGUACUACUGAGUGAUCCACUGGAAUGUUCUGGAAUGAACUCCGUUUGUCUGUGGCCCGGUACACCCGUGUGCCACCUACAGAGUUUACUGUCUGAAGAAGCAGCGCUCGGGGACCCCACGCCUCAAAUGACUCGCCUUUUGUAGAUUUAAAAAUUCUUCACUUUUUAAAAUAUUAUGAUGUUUUUCAGGGGAUCAAUUUUAAGACUAUGUGCUGUACAGUGUGUUUAUUUGUUUUUUAAAUAAAUUGUAUUUGUCGACACAA